UUUAAACUAUCAAGCACAUGCACACCGAGGCUUAAAAUUUCCUUGUCUCCUGCAGCUGACAAAAGGGCCAGCCAUGCUCAAAAUGAACCCUACCUCUGCUGCUGCUGUGCAUUUUCUCCUCCUCCUCUUUUGCACCUGUGUCUCUCCACAAUGCAGGACAGCCACGGAGGAUGAAUGCCAGGAUCCUCAGGAUUUUGUGCCGGGCCACGGCUUGGCUGGUGUGGGGUUUGAUAUAACAAAGCUAGAGCGGAAGGCGGCCAAGGUAUUGGAUAUGAGUAAAUGGCAGAAAGAAGACGGAACUUGCACCUUGUGCCAGAACCCGUUGUUGGACGGAAAACCGCUCCAGAGGCUCCCUCUGGCCAUUGCCGACUGGGAAGCCAAAGUGGAGUGCCAAAAGAACCUCCGCUCCUCGAUACAGGUCUCUGGCAUCUCUGUCAUCCAGGGAGCAGGAUCGAAUGUGAACAACGACUGGAAAGUCGGGCUGGAUGUUCAGGUGAAGCCACAGACAAAUGUCCAAGUGGCUUUGGCCGGCUCCCAUUCCAAGAUUGCUGACUUCAGCAUGGAGAAAAGUUCACAGGACCAGUACACCUUUGUUAGCCACGAAGUGUCUUGCUCCUACUACAGCCUCCGCGUUGGCCACCGUCGGAAGCUCACGGAGCAUUUCACACAUGCCCUAAAGAAUCUUCCUCCCAAAUACAACCAUGGCACUCGGCUGGAAUACCGCCAACUGAUUGGCACCUAUGGGACCCAUUGGAUCACCCAUCUUCGCUUGGGAGGACGGAUGAAAGAUGUGACGGCAACGCGGGUGUGCGAGACGGUGCUGGAUGGGGUGACAGCUGAUGAGGUCAAAGACUGCCUCAGCCUCGAGGCAUCUGCCAGUAUCGGCAAUUCAAAGGCAGAUGCCAGCUACAAAACGUGUCAAGAGCUGAAGAAGAAGCAGAACUUCAAGGGCAGUUUCCACAACACAUACAAAGAGCGGCACACGGAGGUUGUGGGUGGCAAGAGUCACAUGGACCUGCUCUUCUCCAGUGACCAAAACACAGAGUCCUUCAAAGAGUGGUUAGAAGGCCUCAAGUCUCUGCCCGACUUGCUCUCCUACUCCCUGGAGCCCAUCCAUACCUUGGUGCCCAAGGACCACCCUCAGAGGGAGACCCUGCGGCAAGCAGUAAGUGAGUAUGUGACCGAGAGGGUUCUCUGGAGGAACUGCACCCAUCCUUGCCCACCAGAAACAACCCGCAGUCCCCGAGACCCCUGUUCCUGUGUGUGUCACAGCAACGGUCUCACCGACUCCAUGUGUUGCUCUCGGAAACGAGGCCAAGGUAAGCUGACGGUGACAAUUCAACGUGCCCAUAACCUGUGGGGAGACGACAUUACUAGCACUGAUGCCUAUGUUAAGGUGUUCUACCAAAGAAAGCAGAGUCAAACAUCCACCAUAUGGAACAACAACAACCCAAUAUGGAAGAGCCACUUUGACUUAGGCAUCGUCCAGGUCUUGGGAGAGACCAGCAAGCUUAAAAUACAAGUCUGGGAUGAAGACCAUCGAUAUGAUGAUGAUCUUUUGGGGUCAUGUGAUUUCACCUUGCAGGCUGGGAAACCAGUGAGCACUGUUUGUUAUCUUAAACAUGGGAGUCUGCUUUUCCAGUACCACCUGGUCUGUGGUCCCUACCUAGGUGGUCCCUACUGUUUGGAUUAUGCCCCUCAGCAGCCAAAAUACGCAGGUGCCUUGUUACAACGUAAAGGCAAAACAGACCCCGUAACACCAAGAGCCCCCUGAUAGGGUUUAUU
Molecule: messenger RNA, 1785 nt
Organism: Anolis sagrei ordinatus
Lineage: Eukaryota; Metazoa; Chordata; Lepidosauria; Squamata; Anolidae
Product: perforin-1-like
Biological process (GO): T cell mediated cytotoxicity; immunological synapse formation; defense response to virus
Cellular component (GO): membrane
Molecular function (GO): wide pore channel activity
Source: RefSeq, a predicted model, not a curated record